Messenger RNA from Puccinia graminis f. sp. tritici CRL 75-36-700-3, 870 nucleotides. RefSeq lists its product as uncharacterized. The record is from RefSeq and is a predicted model, not a curated record. The transcript is spliced from 2 exons. Bases 1 to 870 code for a protein of 289 amino acids. Lineage: Eukaryota; Fungi; Basidiomycota; Pucciniomycetes; Pucciniales; Pucciniaceae.
AUGGACCACCACGCAAAUCCAAACGACUUGUCCGAAAGCCUUCCAGGUGAAGGAGGACCCAGUGGCCUUAACGCUGUUCAAGAUAUAGCCCCCGUAGAGGGGACGAUACAAGGAGAAGAGCAGGUCCUGCAGAGCCCCGCUGAGCGGGCCGCAGAGGCCGCCAUCCCUGAAGCCAACCAAUCCGACGAAGGCGUCGAAGGAAUGCAGAUUGACGAAGCCGUGGAGGAUGUAGAAAUGACCGAGGGGGCUGCCGAAGAUACGGCUGAAGAUAUCCCUGAAGCCCUGGACUACAGCGACCUCUUCAGACCAGUCAUCAGCAUCCUCAGGUCCUUCCCCGUCCCCAACUUUGAAGAAUUUAGAAUAAUCGUCGCCAUCCUCGGGCAGCUCCAAGCUCAGCAACAGCAAGUCCUCCGGGACUUUCUUGUCGAGUUGCGAGCCACUCUCUGCAACCCGUUCGACAUUCACUCUCCAUUCCGUAUCCCCCAGUUAUGUCGCCAAUUGGCUCUCAUCCCCUCGGACCAUCCCGUGGUUGAUAUCCUAAACUUCUUCCCGUCUUGGGUGCAGUCCUUCAUGUGGGAGUACAUGCGAGUCGUUGAUAAUUUCGUCCGGCGAGCUGCUGCUAGACGCCAUCGGCUGCGUAUAUCGUACUCACUGAGUCGCCCUGACCAUCCACUCACGCGUACUCUUUUGACCUCUUCUGACCUCCCCAACGGGCCCGCCCGUUGUGGACUCUGUUUAAAAAAUAACCCUGCAGACCCUCAGCUCGUCGUCCUGCCAUGCGAUCAGCCUCAUCACUUCCACCGGAGCUGUCUUUCGCGUUGGGUUUACAACAUGGCCAGAUGCCCUCUGUGCAGGACUCCGAUCAGAUGA